CGUAGUUAAUUAGCACUACUAAGUGUAGCUAGCUCAGUAGCCAAGCAAGCAUUUCAAUGGCUUCCAGCUCGAGCUUCCUCGCCAUGGCCAUCGCCGUGGCUGUCAUGCUCCUAGUGGGCAACGGCAACACUGGUCACGCAGCGCGGCGGCUUGCCGACACGACCGAGGCGCCGGCACCGGCUGCCGCCAUUCCUGCCGUUCCAGCCAUUCCGAAACCGGCGAUCCCCACCGUGCCGGCGGUCACGUUGCCGCCUAUGCCGUCAAUCCCGGCCGUGCCGGCGGUGACUCUGCCGCCGAUGCCUGCAGUGCCGGCGGUGACUGUGCCAUCGGUGCCCACUGUGCCGGCUGUGACUCUGCCGCCGAUGCCUGCGGUGCCGGCGGUGACCGUGCCACCGAUGCCCACUGUGCCGGCGGUGACUCUGCCGCCGAUGCCCGCAGUGCCCAGCGUGCCGAACGCCGCCACGUUGUUGCCGCCGGCCAUUCCCGCCGCCGUCGUGCCGGCGGUGCCAAAGGUGGCGCUGCCGCCUAUGCCGGCCAUCCCGACGGUGACGCUGCCGCCGAUGCCUGCCAUCCCCAACGUGCCAAUGCCGUUCCUCGCGCCACCUCCCAAGGCUUAAAAAUAGCUCGUUCGAUCGCCAUGUGUGUUCUUCAGAUUUUCAGUGUGUGUUUAUGCUAUUCUAUUGGUGUGACAAUUAUACGUUUUUUCAUGGUGUACAGGUGUUUUGUCAUUCUUUCACGUAUGUACUAGUAUUAUACAUAUAUAUAUGUGGGAUUUGUGCUCGAUCGAAUA
This is a messenger RNA of Oryza brachyantha (malo sina), 790 nucleotides long. Its product is annotated as protein PELPK1-like. Bases 57 to 617 code for a protein of 186 amino acids. The record is from RefSeq and is a predicted model, not a curated record. NCBI's taxonomy places the organism in Eukaryota, Viridiplantae, Streptophyta, Magnoliopsida, Poales, Poaceae. The transcript has a single exon.